ACCCUAAUACGACUAAAAGACUACCAACCCUAAUAGUAAUUAUCUUACCAUAAUUAAUAAUUAAAACACUAAGAAAUAGGUUUCUAUCAGGUUCUUAAUCAACGCAAGUAUGUGCUCGACAUCCUUGCUGAGGCUGGUUUGGAGGCGGCAAAACCAUGCUCCACUCCCAUUGAGCAACAACAUCAGCCUGGUGACCUACCUUUUCCACCGACAGAUGAUCCCAUGUCAUAUCACCACCUCAUUGGUCGUCUUCUGUAUCUCACUGUCACACGUCCAGAUAUUACGUAUGCAAUGUACCUUCUCAGUCAGGCCAUGCAGCCGCCUACCAAAGCCCAUGAGGAAGCUGCAGUUCGUGUCUUAAGAUAUCUCAAAUCUGUUCGAGGUCGCAGGCUCUUCCUUUCUGCUACUAGUCCACUCACUUUAACGACAUAUUGCGACGCCGAAUGGGGUGGCUACCCUCUCACUCGUCGCUCCACGACUGGGUACUUCAUCAUGUUAGGUUCAUCUCCUAUUUCUUGGCGUACCAAGAAGCAGACCAUUGUAGCUCGAUUCUCUGCCGAAGCAGAAUAUCGUGCCAUGGCCAACACUGUGAGUGAAGUGCUUUGGCUCAGGUGGCUCUUUUGUGAUUUUGGCGUUCCAUUUUCAGCGCCUACUCCAUUAUUUUGUGACAAUCAAGCAACUCUUCACAUAGAUUCUAAUCCAGUUUUCCAUGAACGAACCAAACAUGUCGAGAUGGACUUUUAUUUCGUUUGGGAACAAGUUCUGUCUAGUGAUGUUGCUCCUCUGAAGAUUGCUACUUCUGAUCAACCGGCCGACUUAUUCACGAAGGGAUUAAGCGUUGACUAGUUUUAUUAUCUCUUCGUCAAGCUCGGACUUCUUGACAUUCACUCCUUCGCUUGAGGGGGAGUGUUGUGAUUCCUAUAGACAUUGUAUUAAACAUAGGGAUCGUCU
Messenger RNA from Linum trigynum, 951 nucleotides. Lineage: Eukaryota; Viridiplantae; Streptophyta; Magnoliopsida; Malpighiales; Linaceae. The record is from the annotation of a GenBank genome assembly.